GAGAAGGGGACUGGGAGCCGUGCCGCAGGGGCAGGGACCCGCUGGAAGGGGCGGACUUCGGGCCCCCCGCGUGGGGAAGUCGCGGUCAGGGCAGGAGGGGACGCGCCAGGGGGCGGCUCCUCCCGCCCGGGCCCCGCCCUCGGCGACCGCGAGCGGCUUGCUUGGAGGUGGAGGGCGCGCCGGGCGGGGGGCGUGGCCGCGGCGCCCCGUGGGGGCGUCCUCCAGGCGGGGCGGACCGUGGCCGCCCCCGCGGGCUCCGGUGCGUCAGGGCGCGUCAGGCGGGGCGGGGCGGGCCGAGCGCGGGCGGCGGCGGCGCGCGCCGGCCUCCUCCUCCGCCUCCUGCACUCAGGCAGCCGCCGCCGGCCGGACAGGCACCGCUCUCGCCGCCUCCGCCCCGUCAGCUCAUUCCGUGCCGCGUGCCUUUGCCCGGCAUGUCGGCGGCUGUGGCGUGCGUUGAUUACUUUGCCGCCAACGUGCUUAUGGCCAUUUCCUCGGGCGCCGUGGUGCACCGCGGGCGGGCGGGCCCCGAAGGCGCGGGCCCUGCAGCCGGCCUGGAUAUGCGCGCGCCGCGCCGCGAGGCCUCCCCGCCUGGGCCCCCGCCGCCAUCCCCCGGGGCCGCCGCCGCGCCCCACCUGGUGGCUGCCAGCAUCCUGGCCGACCUGCGCGGUGGGCCUGCCGCUGCCCCGGGGGGCGCCUCACCCGCCUCCUCCUCGUCGGCCGCCUCGUCCCCGUCCUCCGUCCGCGCCCCCGGCGCCGCGCCCCCGGCCGCCAAGAGCCACCGCUGUCCCUUCCCGGGCUGCGCUAAAGCGUACUACAAGUCCUCGCAUCUCAAAUCGCACCUGCGAACGCAUACAGGAGAGCGCCCCUUUGCCUGUGACUGGCCAGGCUGCGACAAGAAGUUUGCGCGCUCUGACGAGUUGGCCCGCCACCACCGGACGCACACGGGGGAGAAGCGCUUUCCCUGCCCGCUCUGCUCCAAGCGCUUCACUCGCAGCGACCACCUGACCAAGCACGCACGCCGCCACCCUGGCUUCCGCCCGGAACUGCUCCGGCGCCCCGGUGCUCGCAGCACCUCGCCCAGCGACUCGCUGCCCUGCAGCCUGGCUGGCAGCCCAGCACCCAGCCCUGUGCCCAGCCCGGCCCCUGCUGGCCUGUAGGGCCCAGUCCAGCCCCGCUUGGAGCACCAGCAACAGGCCUGCUGUCCAGGCCCCAGGGUGGGCACAGACUAAAAGCCACCUGGCCCCUUCCAGCAUUCCUCUGAGGGCCUUAAGAUGCCCAUUCCCCCUCCAAGAAAGCAUAGUGGGGGUCUGAGACUGGACUGGGGUCACCUGGACCUUUGAAGCGGCCCUCAGGAGGGGUGGCUGGGACCCAUGUCUGUAAAUAGCCAUGACUAAUAAUUCUUCCCAUCUGUUAAACUGGGACUCCAGGGGCGGGGGUCGCCUGCAGGUGUUCUCUUCCCCCCUUUGCCACUUCCUUGCUUUAGGGGUGUGUGUGGGCCUUGGGGGGGGGCAGCCUGGGAAAGGCACCCCCUCCCUAGUGCUUGGACUCGGCCUCCAGGUCUUUCUCUCCAGGUUGAGAUGAAGUGUACACAGAGCCAUAGAGGAACCAGGGGUGCCUGAGGUCCCACCUGUCCCCAUCCCCACCUGCCCUGGCCCCUCACCCUACCGAAAGCCAUUGGAGAUGUUCAGGGAAACGGGGUGUGGCCCGGCCACCCCCAUUCGGGUACUCAAUCUCAGGUGUCCAUGGGUUCUGCCCCACUGCUCACCCACGGAGGGACCUGUAGGCCCCAUAGCCGUGGGAACAGGAGGGGAGGGGAAAGGUUUCCUUACGGUCUAGGUUUUGCUUCUGAGAUGGGGGAGGGAGGGGGAGGAACCAGGGUUUUUCCAAAGAGUGUUUGACUCACUUUGAGGGGGGGCUGAUACUGGGAUAGAAUGAAUGCUGGCUUAUUUAUUUUCCUGUGUCUGCUGGAUGGGGGGCCUCGCUGCCCCCAUGGGUGUGUGUGUGAGUGAGAAAGAUGGGGCAGGGAGUCUGGUGCCAGACCCACUCAUGCAGGGGUAGGGUCCCUGACUAGCCUUUCCACAGCAUCAUGUGACAAUCAUCCCCUCCCCUUAGGGACCAGACAGCCACUGGGCGAAAUACACCUCUCAGCAACCUGCAAGUGGAGGUGGGAGCCCUGGCUCCAUCCUGCUCCUGGCUCUGCAUGUCCCCGGGGGUGGCCCGGACCAGCAGUUGACGUCCUACCCAUGCAGACCUGAGGCAGGAGGACUGGCCCCGAACCUCCUGGGAAUAGCUCGUUUUUUUUGGACCGGGUAGAAUAUUUUUUCAGGCGCCAAUCCCUUUCUUGAUCCGGGCCUGUGGGUGGUCCGUUGUCCUCAGGGGGUGUGGAGUGUGGGACCGCAUGAUCUGAAUUUAGGGUGGGGAGUGCCUCGUCCUCUCCUGUUGGAGUUUGUUGGAUUUCAUUUUGGACAGAAACUGAAGAUCCCUGCCCUGAGGUGGGAAGGGACCCAGGCUCUGUGUCCCUAGAUCCUAAAGGGCCUAUUCCUCCACCGUUGGCUGAAGGUUUGUAGUACCCCUGUGUGUUCCAGAGCCCCCUAAUUGGGGGCUGGGUGGUUUGGGUGGCAUUGCAGUGGACUCAGACCCCAACCCAGCCUGGCAGGAUCCAGGGACAGGUGCCUGGGGUCCUGGGGAGGGGGUGGGAAGCCCUUUUGGAGCUGGGCUGGGGAAGGUCUUUGGUUCCCACGUCUGGGCUGGACCUUGCUGGCCUGGUCCAUCUGCCCUCAAUCCUUCUUCUCAGAGGUAGUGAGGUGCCUUUGUCUGGGGGGGCAGCAGGGAGCAGGCCCCGAUCAUCCUUGUGUUGGUGUGGACAUCAUCUUGGUCGUCACAGACCUGGCCAGGUGUCUGUUGGUGGGAGGUGGUCUGCUGGACCCAGGGCUCAGGAGGCUGAGAACUCUAUCUGGGUCUCUCCAGCGGCCUAGAGAGACCUGCACCCUUAUGCCCCAAGGGACCGGUGGUUAAUUGGGACCUGGUUCCAGCCACUAAGCUGUUGUCUCUUAAGGGUAGGGCCCUUAGGGACUCGUGCUUUGGGGUGGUGCCCUCCCCCCUGCCUGGCCUCAUCCUUGUAUUUAAUUAAACAAGCUCUUUUUUAA
Hipposideros armiger (great roundleaf bat) is the source of this 3146-nucleotide messenger RNA. It is a transcript of the gene KLF16, whose product is annotated as KLF transcription factor 16. The transcript has 2 exons. Lineage: Eukaryota; Metazoa; Chordata; Mammalia; Chiroptera; Hipposideridae. The record is from RefSeq and is a predicted model, not a curated record. Gene Ontology annotation, molecular function: DNA-binding transcription factor activity, RNA polymerase II-specific; RNA polymerase II cis-regulatory region sequence-specific DNA binding. Gene Ontology annotation, biological process: regulation of transcription by RNA polymerase II. The coding region runs from base 432 to 1157 and encodes 241 amino acids.